Loa loa (African eye worm) is the source of this 1566-nucleotide messenger RNA. RefSeq lists its product as hypothetical. The record is from RefSeq and is a predicted model, not a curated record. The transcript is spliced from 9 exons. NCBI's taxonomy places the organism in Eukaryota, Metazoa, Nematoda, Chromadorea, Rhabditida, Onchocercidae. Gene Ontology annotation, molecular function: RNA binding. Gene Ontology annotation, cellular component: ribonucleoprotein complex. Bases 1 to 1566 code for a protein of 521 amino acids.
AUGGACGUCGCAUACCAGAAAGCACUCCAACAACUUGCUUUACGUGCUGUCCCUAAGGUUUGUCGAAUUUCAACACAUCUUUUCAUGUUUCUUAAGUAUUGUAAACUGAUAUCCGGCGAGACAGGAAUGAAAGUGAAUAGUAAAGGUUGGGGGCGAGCUUUACGAGAUACCAUCUCAAACUGGUAUCUCAGUCAAGAUCCGGAGCGGCUAGUAAUGCAAGUUACAAAGUACUGUAGUCUUGAAGGAUACACUCAUCGAGAUGUAUUCCGGCUUAGCCAUAUUCAUCCGGAAUGGACAAUGCCCCGUGAUCAUCAGUACUGGAAAUAUCAUAAGGAAUACGAUGCUAUAUUUAAAUAUAUUGCGAAAGACAGUAUGAACAUGCGCAAAGGUGAAGAGAUGUUAGCUAAAUCGAAGGUGAAACAAUGUAAAUCAGAUGAUAAGAUAGUGACAGUUAGAAGUGAACAACGAACCAACGAAAUGGAAGAGGAAACGAAGAUUGUGGGAAAGCGGAGGCUGAUAAAAGUAGAUGAGGCGGCUUUGGUUGAAAAUGAAAAAAUGACGAGUAAAGAAGCGUCUAUUGGAGAAACAUUGGAGGUUUUGCAAUUCCUGAAGGAUUUUGAACGGUUACAAGAGCUAACAUUGGAUGAUGCUGAUGAAGCAGUUCAACUGAUCAAUAAACAUGAUUUUGUAUAUGAACAUAUCCCAAACGAUCUACUUAGUAGUAAAAAAAUAUGGGAAGCUCUACUGAUAAGAAUGCCACUAACAGUCAUGAUGAAAAAUUUAGGUGCAAUGACAGCUGGUGACCUUUUGGGGUCAAAAAAACAGCAUCGUGUAUACAAUCAAAUGGUUGUGGACAAACUAAUGGAUGAGAAAGAGUUGAAGGAAGCAGAAAUUCAUCCAAUUAGUAUUCUUCUAACAUAUGCGACAUAUUCCAUAGGAGGACAUGAAUGGGAAGGAAAGAUGAAAUGGGAACCAAAUGAAGAUAUUGUAAAUGCUCUUGAGAAAGCUUUUUAUGCAUCUUUUCAAUACCUUACACCUACAAAUAAACGAUAUUGUUUAUCGUUCAAUGUGUCAGGUAGUAUGAAUUCUCUAGUAUCUAAGACCAUGUUGUCAUGUAGCCAGGCGGCUUCAGCCUAUGCAAUGACUUUUGUCCGGACUGAAUCAAGUGUGACAACGACAGCAUUCUCGGAUCGUUUGACACCUUUUAAAUUCGAUUGUAAGAUGAAUUUGGACGAAGUUGUUGAAUUAAUGAAACGGAUCCCUGUGGGUGUGAUAGAUUGUGCUUUACCGAUGAUUUGGGCCAAACAAGAAAGACUGCCAUUCGAUGUUUUCAUCAUUUAUACAAGCGACGAGACUUGUUAUGAUUAUGAACAGCCGUUCGUAGCAUUGCAGGAGUAUCGCACCGCGAUGAAUAUACCCGACGCAAAAUUAAUCGUAAUGAGUAUGAUUGAAACGGAGUUAAACAAAACCGAUUCAGUUGAUCCAAAUAUAUUGAAUAUAUGUGGAUUGGAGUCCUCUGUACCUGAUCUUAUCAGGGAAUUUGUUUCGGGUACUCUUUCUUCCUGA